Molecule: messenger RNA, 1815 nt
Organism: Camarhynchus parvulus
Lineage: Eukaryota; Metazoa; Chordata; Aves; Passeriformes; Thraupidae
Product: N-acetylmuramoyl-L-alanine amidase-like
Exons: 5
Coding region: 1-1815 (604 amino acids)
Biological process (GO): peptidoglycan catabolic process; defense response to Gram-positive bacterium; detection of bacterium
Molecular function (GO): N-acetylmuramoyl-L-alanine amidase activity; zinc ion binding; peptidoglycan binding
Source: RefSeq, a predicted model, not a curated record
AUGUUCCCGUUGCUGCUCCUGGCACUGAGCAUCUGCGCCCACCCUGGCACAGCUGUGUCCCCAGCUGUCCCCCCACGCCACAUGGACUCGGUGCUCGACAUCCUGGAUGCCCUCGAGUCCCCGGCCCGGGGCGGCUCCCCCGGCACCGCCGCGGCCGUGGGGAGAGGGCUGGGAGUCUGCAGCACCCCGGGGUGCCGGGCGGUGCUGGGCGAGCCCCUCGGGGCCCCCGAACGCCCCCCGGCUCUCACCCCGGGCCAGUGGCAGCUCCUGACCGAGCUCCUCCACCACGACCCGGCGACACCGGAGCUAGGGGCGGUGCUGGCGCCCGACGGCUCCACGGUGGCCCUCGGUCCCCUCCUGGCCGGCAUCGAGGCGGGGCUGAGAUCCAGCGGGUUUGGGCGACCCCUCCCCACCCUCGACCCGCCCGCCGACCCCCUCUUGGCUGUCACCAUCACCGAGGCUUUGGGGACAUCCUUCCUGCUGGCGCAGGGGGGUGACCACAACGCCACCGCGUUGGGACCCGGCGGCUGCUGGGACGACGUGGAGAACCCCCAAAAUUACACCUUGAGGGGUCCCCCGUCCCCUGUCCCCGACCCUGUGGCCAUCGGGGCCAUGGAUGGGGCGGUCCUGGGGGCGUGGCUGGCCCGGGGACCCCUCCCGGUGGCCGAACUGCUUCGGGGCUACUACGGGACCGGGAAUGGCUCGGAAGUGGGGAGACCCCCCAGCAGUUACCGGCGCCGGAAUUUUGGGGCACUGGCGGGACAGGGACGUCUGGAGAAGGAGGUGGCAGCGGUUUUGGAGCUGCUGAGGACGCUGUCGCCCACCUCGGAGCUCCUGAGAGACGUGGGGACACAGGAGGUAGCGGCCCUGGCUCAGAGGGCGGCGCGGGAGUUCAGCGAGCGCUACGUGGAGUGCCCGGCCAUCAUGCCGCGCUGCCUGUGGGGUGCCCGUCCCUACCGGGGCACUCCGGCCCCGCUGCAGCCCCCGCUGGGCUCGGUAUUCCUGCACCACACCCUGGAGCCAUCACGGCCCUGCCAGACCUUCAGCGCCUGCGCCCGCGCCAUGAGGGAAAUGCAGCGCUUCCACCAGGACACCCGUGGCUGGGACGACAUUGGCUACAGCUUUGUGGUGGGCUCGGAUGGGUACCUGUACGAGGGCCGGGGGUGGCACUGGGUGGGUGCCCACACCAAGGGCUACAACACCCAAGGCUUCGGCGUUGGCAUCGUUGGGGACUUCACGGCCACCCUACCAGACCCCGACACUCUGGCCCUCGUGCGGGACGAGCUCCUGCCCUGCGCCAUCCACUUCGGCCACAUCCGGCCGGACUUCAUCCUGCGUGGCCACCGCCAGCUCGGCCACACCGACUGCCCCGGCAACGCCCUCUUCCAGGAGAUCCAGAGCUGGCCUGGCUUCCAGGGGACACCGGUAGCAUGGGGACUCGGAGUGGGCGGCCUGAUGGGAACUACAAGUGGCGCACCGCGCCUGUCCCCGGCGGUCAAUCGGCGGCGACCCCGAAAGGGGCAGGAGGUUCCCGGGAGCCGCCGCUGGGAGCGGAUGCAGGGCUGGAGACGCACCGACAGCCACCCCGGCACCGACGGCGACUGGGCUGGCGACAGUGGUGUCCCCAAGGCCAGCGCGUGCGGGUCCCUGUUCCAAAAGGCGUUUUUCGCCCCCUCCAAGGCGCCCAAGUGUACAGGGGACCCGAGGGGGACAAGAGGGGACGAAGCCACCCCUGCAGCAGUACCUGCAUUCCGAGGACAGGAGGAGGCGACACGGCGACAACGGAGCCAGGGCAGCGCUGGGGGCACAGGAUGA